AUGGGUAUCUUUGCUGCAGGCAUUGCGAAAACAAAGAACAAAAAUUACGUCGUCUGCAGUCCGAAAUUGCGGAUGGGCGAAUUUGCAUCCACCUUUACGCGAGUCACUGGCCAGCCAGCGAUUUAUUCCCCAAUCUCGAUGGAUGAAUGGGCUAAUUUGGCGUCCAAAGCGGUAGGAACUGGAUUCAAGGAGGAUAUCCGCCAAAUGAUGGAAUGGAUCUCGAUAGCGCCAGAGGACAAGAUUUGCUACGGGGCUCUUGACCCAGCCGAAGACUCUUCCUGA
Molecule: messenger RNA, 282 nt
Organism: Penicillium maclennaniae
Lineage: Eukaryota; Fungi; Ascomycota; Eurotiomycetes; Eurotiales; Aspergillaceae
Product: cinnamoyl-CoA reductase
Exons: 2
Coding region: 1-282 (93 amino acids)
Source: RefSeq, a predicted model, not a curated record